GGAAAGAAUUUCUCCCAGUCACAAUGAGCUGAGUAAUAACUCAUCAGAGAGCAGCCCAUGUUUGUUGAGAUUGUGUCGGUUUCAGUCUGUAACACGGCAGAUUGAUGGCACUAAAGUGGAGGCUAAAGGUCAGAGAGGCUGAAACUGAUUGGGAAAUGAGAGCGGCCGUGUAGUUGACAGUGGUCCCUUCCGCCGAUUUACUGCUGAAGUUUUGGCAGGGAGUCUGACUGCCUGAGACUGGGGAGGGGUGGGGGAAGGCUGGGAAACCAUUUCAAACCAGAACGGACCAGGAAGGAUCCACUGAUGGUGUAGACCGGUUGAAAUGGAGUUGAGAAGCAUGUUGUGGGUUCUCGCGUUGGGGCUGGUUUUGUUGGAAGCGGCUGCUGAAGGUGGCUGUGUGCAGCUGGAGCGGUGUUGUAUUGGGAGAGAAUCUGCAUGUCACAGCACUGGCUGGCGCCCCGAUCGCUCCUACGGAACCUGUUACUGUGACCAGGCUUGUGUACACACCCUGGAUUGCUGCCAUGAUUACCAACUCGCCUGCCCAGCUGUUUCUUGUGAAGUGUCUGAAUGGAGUUUCUGGAGUGGCUGUGCAGAGCAAUGCAAAAAUACUUACCGUGUUCGUCAAAGAUACAUCACACAAGAGCCACAAAAUGGUGGCAAACCAUGUCCUCCCUUGGAAGAAAGAGCGGGCUGUGUAGAAUAUCGUAGUGAUGGGGAUACAAUGUGCAGGCAAUCCUUGGUCCCUGCCUUGAUUACUAUGGGAGGAUAUGGAAAAGCAAGAAGAAAACGAGAUGUAUUCAUUGAAUCUGAGGCACCAGGGUAUUGUGUAGAAUUUAAAGUGAAAUCAUUGACUCCACAUUGCUUGGUAGAAAACCAUCCGCACACUCGGUGGAUGCAGUAUCUUCGAGAGGGAUUCACUGUUUGUGUAGAAUGCCAGCCUCCAGCUCUGAACUCGAGGUUCCAAAGAUGUUAUGGUGAUGGCUCAGAAGCUGAAAGGAAUCUGAUUCUGCAGUGGCAAGCAAUUGGUAAUCCUCGAUGCAGAGGAACAUGGAAGUGGAUUCGACAGAUCGAAUCAUGUUCUUGUCCUCAAGUUCAUAGUUUUUUAUUCAUUUGAAGCCAACUCAUUCCAUCCAUGGAGAAUAUUCAUUUUAUUAAUACCUACUAAGCACUUAUACUUCAGACACCAGUCAGCUGGAAACUAAUUCAAACAAUGUUAAGACUAAACAUGUGACAUGAUAUAUUCUGAAGUCUGCAAAAUAUUGUGUAAAUGCAUAUGGUGAAGUGGCUGAACUAUUAGUUUCUGUAAACCAUUUUAUUUUCCAGCAUUUUCAAUACAUUGUAUCCCAUCACAGAAUGUGAGAGAGAGAAACUGUUUUUAACCUUUCAUGAAAAGGAAUAAAUCAAAUGAAGAGGAAGUUUUUAAACUGAAUUUCCCAAAGAACAUUUAAGACUUUCAAAAGUAAAAAUAACAAGCCAAAUGUUACACAAUUAGUUCAGUGAUUGGUUGCAGGAGUUGCCUUACAUGUCAGAAAGCUUCAGUUACUGCUGAGUGAGUGUUUGACAUCCAUAAUGCUCCCUAUGCAGUCUGACAUUUAUUAUUCAUAAAUGUUUAAUUAGCAAAGCUAGUGCACUGUAACAUGUACCUCUUUGAAGAAACACAGAGCAUUCAUUUCCAUGAUCCUUGAUGAAAAUCUAGUUGUGGCUGGGAAGCAUCUUAGUUCAUGUCAGUAAAAGAUUAGAUAGCUGCUCAUUCCAGCAGAGCUUUCUGUCACUUUAGAAAAAUUUUCAUUUCUCAUUACUGUUUUCUUAUGGCUAACAAUGUAACAACUCUGUCACUUAACUUGAAGAAAUCGAAAUUCCAAUGUGAAAUCUUGGCAAGAAUAUUAACAAAUGGGAGACUUGAGGGGAACACAGUGUGCAGAAGAUCAAUUAUAAAUUCCAAUUAAAUGUUUGCUUGUGAAGUGGAGAAUCUGUAGGUGAAACUGCCAUUUUAAAAAUAAACUGGUUAACACAUUUGA
Rhincodon typus (whale shark) is the source of this 2018-nucleotide messenger RNA. RefSeq names its product somatomedin-B and thrombospondin type-1 domain-containing protein. NCBI's taxonomy places the organism in Eukaryota, Metazoa, Chordata, Chondrichthyes, Orectolobiformes, Rhincodontidae. The transcript has 5 exons. The record is from RefSeq and is a predicted model, not a curated record. Bases 323 to 1114 code for a protein of 263 amino acids.